Molecule: messenger RNA, 495 nt
Organism: Salvia splendens (bonfire salvia)
Lineage: Eukaryota; Viridiplantae; Streptophyta; Magnoliopsida; Lamiales; Lamiaceae
Product: secreted RxLR effector protein 161-like
Exons: 1
Coding region: 1-495 (164 amino acids)
Source: RefSeq, a predicted model, not a curated record
AUGACAGAGGAAGGUACCAACGAUUGGUCGGGGAAGUUAAUAUAUCUAUCACAUACAAGGCCAGAUAUUGCAUAUGCUGUAGGGGUCGUGAGCCAGUUCAUGCACGCACCCCAAGAAGAGCACUGGGAGACAGUUCUACGGAUCGUACGGUAUCUGAAGGGAACAGUUGAACACGGAAUUCUUUUCGAGAAGCAUGGGCAUCUACAGAUACAUGGAUUCACUGAUGCUGAUUGGUCCGGGAACCCAAACGAUAGGAAAUCCAAAGCAGGGUACUUUACCUUUGUAGGGGGUAACCUUGUAACGUGGAGGAGCAAGAAACAGAAGGUGGUGACACUUUCUAGUGCAGAAGCAGAAUUCCGGGGGAUUAAGAGUGGACUGACCGAACUACUAUGGCUUCGAAGAUUGAUGAAGGAACUAGAUCUUUUUUCAUCACAACCAUGCAAGUUGUACUGCGACAACAAGGCGGCGAUAAGCAUUUCGGAGAAUCCAGUUUAA